Carassius carassius (crucian carp) is the source of this 1733-nucleotide messenger RNA. Its product is annotated as vascular cell adhesion protein 1-like. Gene Ontology annotation, biological process: cell adhesion. Bases 10 to 1422 code for a protein of 470 amino acids. NCBI's taxonomy places the organism in Eukaryota, Metazoa, Chordata, Actinopteri, Cypriniformes, Cyprinidae. The record is from RefSeq and is a predicted model, not a curated record. Gene Ontology annotation, molecular function: integrin binding. The transcript is spliced from 6 exons.
ACAGGCGGGAUGGUUGAUCAGUAUCUUGGUCAUAAAAGAGCUGUGGUGGGAAUAUUCAGCACCAUUAUCGUGCUGUUUCUGAAUUUGCAUGCUGAAUUAGUGAAACACAACAAAAACAAAAUGUGUGGAGUGAAAUGCAUCACUUUUAUGCUGUGGAUUUAUAUUCACAGUGUAAUAACUGGAGAAAACAAUUCAAAAAUGGUAUUAACUCCAUUACAGCGAGUGAUUCAUGUUGGUGAGGAUUUGGAGAUUACCUGUCGAGUGACUGAUUGUCCGGUUAAUGUGACCUUCAUGUGGACAUCUGCAGGGGACCAAUUUCUUAGAGCAGAAAUUAAAAAUGAGCAUACUGUUUCCCAACUACUGAUCAGGAACAUUUCUGUAACACACAGUGAAACUGUCGUGUGCACAACUAAAUGUGAUGGAAGACCCCUACAGCAAACUUCAAAUAUAAAGAUCUUCUCAUUUCCAGAAGAUCCCGUACUGCCCAAAAUCGAGAGUCUCAUUGCAAACCAAGAAAAGAAGCUCAUCUGCACAGUCCACAACAUUUACCCUUUGGAAAUGUUUCACAUUGAGUGGUUUCGUGGAGAUAAAUCCCUCCAAAAGGAAGAACUUUAUUCAAAAAAUUCAGACCAUGUUCAGAAUUAUUCCUCUGUGUUCAAUUACACACCUUCUGUCGAUGAUCUAGGCAAGAAUAUUAGUUGUAAGGCAACCCUGAAUCUCAAUGAUUGGAACAAAACAACAACUGCUGAAUAUGGUCCAGGGACUGUGACAGUUUCCAGCAAUAAUACCAUGGUAAAGCUUGGCGAUCAUUUGGAGAUAACAUGUCAUGCAGACGGAAACCCCAAGCCAACAAUCUUGUGGUGGAAACUAGGGGUGACUGAGCCUGAACAGCAGAGCCAGAACCACAAGCUCAUAAUAAGUAAUGCUUCCUGGUCUCAGGCAGGUUGGUAUCGGUGUAAUGCAAGCAAUAACGUGGGAAGCCAGCAAAUGAGUGUAAACGUCAUUGUUGUAGGUCCUCCAAACACCCCCAAAAUCCAGUUAAGCCAUGGAGGAGAGCUGAAAGAAGGAGAGAACUUAAGCAUAUUCUGUUCUUCAGACGGCAGGCCAGCAGAACUGAAACUGUACAGACAGUCCCAGACCGCAGCGACGGGAGUUAGGAAUGAAUCAGCUGUGCUUUUAAACUUUUCAUCAAUCCAGAUAACAGAUGCAGGGAUUUACAUCUGUGAAGCAAAAAAUGACUUUGGCACUGAGAGUAGCACAAUGAACAUUACAGUCAAGGCACAGCAUAGCAUCUCAAGAAAUCCAGACCUGCCUGUCGCUAUUCUGCCGGCUGUGGGGUCAGUGUCGCUGUUGACCGCUGCUGGACUGCUGAUCCGACACUGCAGAAAGCAAGCCAGGAGCAACAUCAGUACAAUCCUCUAAACAGAUGAAGAGCACAUUAACAAAAUGAAGUGCUUUUCUGCUGAAAGGAACAUUCACCUUGACAUUAUGUAUAUUAAGCCUACUGACCGGUCAGUCAAAAGCUGCAUUUUCUGUAUUUAGUAAUUUUGUGGCUAACAGUGUUAUUUUCUUAUAAAAUUAAUACUUGAUAGAUCAUCUUAAAACACAGUGUACAUGCAGUUGCACAAAUGGUCAAAAGUUUCUAAGUUUCUGCAUCUAUUUGAUUAAAAAUAUGGUAAAAACAGCACUAAUGUUUUGGUAAUAAUGAACAAUAAUGAAUUGGUGCUCAAAAA